Messenger RNA from Caenorhabditis sp. 36 PRJEB53466, 1836 nucleotides. Lineage: Eukaryota; Metazoa; Nematoda; Chromadorea; Rhabditida; Rhabditidae. The record is from the annotation of a GenBank genome assembly.
AUGGAUUUGACUUGGAAACAAAAAAUGGCAGAGAAGGAGAAAGCAGCCAAACUAAACAAAUGCCGCGAUUUAGUCGAGGUGGCGACGGGAUCGGAUUGGCAGAUUCGCAGACUGAUGGAAGUUUUCCCGGAGUACCUGUGGAAGUACACGGACGGUCUGACCGUUCCCGCGUACGUCCUCACUAUCGCCGAACAGCUGAGAGCCGAAUUCGGAGAUGUGAACGACAUUCCGGUAAGAUCACAUUGAACAGAAAUGGGUCGAAAAUCGGAAUUCUUUUCAGACCGAUCUUCUUCCAUGCGAAUAUUUCCGUAUCAUGAAGCAUAGCAUGCCGACGGAGCUUGCGUUGCAGCCCAAGCGAUUUGACAGAGCACAGGAGCAAGUGAGCGAGAAAAUGCAGAAAUAUUACGAGAAAAACGAAUCGAGACUGCUCAUUCCGGAUGAUCAAGUAGAUAUUCGUUCUCCGAACCCGUCCAUUUGUCGCCUUUUCAGCUCAUUCCGAGAAUAGCGUGCGCCGUUCGUAUCGGAGAAAUCUGGUAUCGUGGAAAGGUGGAGAACGUGCCGAACUGCGGAAUCUGGCUGUACGUGUACCUCGUGGAUAUGGGAACGUGUCGGCAAGUUACGAAGAACGACGUCCGUCGGCUGGCUCUCCAUUUCGGCCACUAUCCUCCGAUGGUCAUCCGCGCCAGCGUUCGAGGUUCGGCAAUCUUUCUUUUUUUCUUUAUUUUCUUAAUUUCCAGGCGCUGCGAUCCAACGGAUGGACAUGGGAAAAAUCGAUAAAUUCCGUGAACUGCUCUCCGAUCUCAACUACAUCGCUCGUUGCCAAAUCACGACGUCUUCCGAACCUUACCUUGUCAAUAUCUGCCAUCCAACCUACGAAUUCAAAAACAUGUGCUCCUUUCUGCUAACUCCCCCGCACGGAUUGCCAUCUGAGGAAGGCGUUUGGUUGCCGAAGCAGAUUGCGAGGGACCUGGAGAGAGAGAACGGUGUUGAGAAUAGGGAAGCGGACGAUUCUGGAGCGGAUUCCGAAUUCGACGACGAAGAAGAGGACAACGAGGGCUGGAACUUUGUGGAGCAGAAGUAUCUGCGCUCAUUUCCGCCCGCGAACAAAGUCACGAGACUGUUCGACAAUCACUUCCAAGUCGAAAGAAUAGAUAAUGAGCGUCUGAUUUAUUUGACGAACCAGAACAUGCGAGAGAUCAGAGUGGAAAUUGAGAACUCUCUGAGAAGAGAAGAAGACAAGCUGGUUCCCCUGCCGCCCGCAUGGAUCGCCUUCGGAACCGCCUGUGCGGUCAGCCACGAGGGAGUGCUCAAAAGGGCGGCCAUCUCCGGAAUCCGGGGCGCUCAUCUUGAUCUUCUCCUCGUGGAUUAUGCAUUGAAUACGACGUCGCCGGUCUCGAAAGUGUUCAGCCUUCCGAGCGAAGAGUUCCUUUGUCUCGAGCCUCAACUGACUCUCGUUUCCCUUUCCGCGUUCCCAUUCGUUCAUUUCUCACGGGUGCAAAUCCUCCGCCAAAUCCUGCCGCCCGGCACCCCCAUCGUCUUCCAUCGGGACCAGAAAUCGAAGGAGAUUCCGACGAAAGGAGCAAUCUGUCUGACGGACAACGUUUCCGUCGAUGACCUGGUUUCAGAACAGUGAGCAGAUAUUGUCCAUCGCUAUUUAUAAAAAGAUGCGUAUAUUUCAGAAUCUCUGCCAAGCACAUCGAUCUCGAUUGCCUCGCCCUCGUUCCAGUGCAAAAUUCUGCCGAAGUUCUUGCCAAUCAUGUAAAUAUCAAUUUUAUGUACUCAUACCGAUGCCCCGUUAUUUACAAAAAAUCAAAGCUUGUAACAUCACAAUUCUAA